AUUUCCCCAUAUCGCCAGUCCGUCACACAAAGCGACCGGGUCGGGUGGGUCGAACAGAGCCAAGGGCGAGUGACGAAGCCCUAAGGUUACGAGAUCAGAUCUGAUGCAGUCGUGUUAACCGGACGUUUCAAUUUCCCAUCGAUCUCUUCACGAUAACUAGUCGCCGGUCGUGAAGCCGGUUGUUCAGUGCGCAUUCGCAGUACAAAAGAGACUUGUGAUAUUUUUCUAGCGUUUAAGUUCCGGAGCGGAACGCUUUAAAUUUCGUAUUAAAAGUGUACAAUAUAAGUAAAAAUUUGGAAAACAUGGAGAUCCUGCCGGUCACCAAUCAGUUUAAUGUGGGAUUCAACAGUGAAAAAGCGUGGAACGGGCCGACAUGGCGGGAAGCGCCGAUGCCGGUGCCGACGGAGGCGGCGCUGGCUCAACGGCUCGAAAGAGAACUCCGGGCGGCUAAGGGAGCCAGCGAGCUGGCCGCAGCCGAGGUCCUGGUACCUGCGGAACUGCUGGCCAGGGCCUCGAGGCAGAUCUUAGCGCUGGCGGAGGGCGAGCCCUGCGGGGCGAGGGGCGCCGCUGUCAUCGUGGACGUGGCCGGCCGCCGCCUGGCCGCCUUCAAGAUCGACGCCAACAUGCUCACGACGCACGAAAUCCAUCUGCACUUAGAGCACGACUCGACGAACUGGACUAGCCUGUUGCCGCAAUUUUUAAAAAAUUUAACGCGGAGCGGCACCAUCAUUAUCAGCCCCCAGUUCACGAUAGAAAAGAAAAAACUCUUCAGAGGCCAGGCCGAGUGAACCGCCUGUGAUACCGCGUGGUGCGAGCGAGCCGACUGACUGCCCUCCUCGAUAUCUACGUAUCGUUAUUUUAACAAAUAUCAAUAUUAUAUGUAUAUUAAUUAUUAUAUAUUUUUAAUAAGAGAAAAAAGCACAGCGUGAUAUGUAAUGUAUAGUUAUAGAGUAAGCGCGCAAGAGCGCCGACUUUAGUUGCGCGCCCGCAGACGCCGCGGAGCCGGCCGACAGCGAACGACCAGCGCUUUGUGCUCACAAAGCGGCGGUGUUCGCCGCUGUCGGGCGAAUGCGCGGCGAACGCGCGGGCGAGCGCGCGACGGCGCGUGGCGGCGAGCGUCGAUCUCGAUCCCCCCCUCCCUGUCGCUCCCUCUACCCACCGCUGCGCUCGCCUCCAGGCGCCGUCCGUACUUAUGUUAAUCAUUACGAUGAUUGUUUGUAUUUUAUUAUUGGAUAUUUUAAUGGUUGCGAGUCGUUGGUGACGCGUGAGUGGCGCGGCGGCAACCGGUGCGAACCUCAUGAUCUCAGUCGCCGCCGCGCGAGUGAUAAUGAUACCCUGAUCGAUUUAGUCUUAGGUAUUAUUUUUUGUUUCGAGUUCAAUUCUAUCUGAAGUUGAGUAGAGGUAUAUUUCAUGUAUCGUAAUUGUAUUUAUUAGAGCGAUCUCUGCCGAGGUCGGAGAUAUGUGUACGUUUUUUGUAAUUGUACUAGUUCGUACAUUUGUUUGUGAUACUACUUUUGUAAUGUAUAAAAUUUAAAUGAGAAAAAAUAUACUUUUAUGAAUGUGAGGAUAUGCGAGCAGAAUAUAGAGCUGUAUAAUAGUGCCGUGAGCGAUUGGAGGCAAUAACUGGGGGGGCGGCAGGAGUGGCUGAGCAAGCGCCCCUGGCGCCCCCUCUUGCAAAGAUCUCAGGUUUAUAUUAUUAUAGUUAUAAAAAGUAUUAAGUUAUUUAAGUUAAUAUAAAAGAUUGUAAUUUUUUGUAAGAUUGUUUUCUAUCGCCACGCAAAGCUGGCAACUGUAGAGUCCAGUGGACGAGGUGUACGCCGUACACAGACUUGUUAAUAUUGCAGUCGAAUGCAUUUUCUUCAUCCAGUUUAAUUGUUACAUUAAAUGUAAAUCAAUAGACUAACCGUUUUUAAACGAAAUCUAAAUGUUUGUAGGGUCCAGUGUUUUAAACGCACAAUAUCAUAGUACUAGAGUUCACUUUCAUCAAAAAGAUUAUAAAAUGCUACAAAAACAUUUAACUUCUAAACUUGAAAUCAA
Molecule: messenger RNA, 2037 nt
Organism: Ostrinia furnacalis (Asian corn borer)
Lineage: Eukaryota; Metazoa; Arthropoda; Insecta; Lepidoptera; Crambidae
Product: protein charybde
Exons: 3
Coding region: 303-788 (161 amino acids)
Biological process (GO): negative regulation of signal transduction; apoptotic process; regulation of TOR signaling
Cellular component (GO): cytoplasm
Source: RefSeq, a predicted model, not a curated record